This is a messenger RNA of Asparagus officinalis (garden asparagus), 1158 nucleotides long. RefSeq lists its product as uncharacterized. Bases 1 to 702 code for a protein of 233 amino acids. The transcript is spliced from 7 exons. Lineage: Eukaryota; Viridiplantae; Streptophyta; Magnoliopsida; Asparagales; Asparagaceae. The record is from RefSeq and is a predicted model, not a curated record.
AUGCGCCUCAUUAGUCAAUCCUUCUGCUCUGCGGCUCUAUCAAUAGUUGGUUGUGGCAAUGGUGAAAUUCUUACCAAGUCGAUCAGAUACUGUGGAGCCUACUGCAGCUCAGGCUCUGCUUACCCAGUUCCCAAGGGUCACAGUAGGGAUUCAAGUGGCAAUACUUAUGUUUGGGAGAGACUAUGGUUAACAUUGCUGGCUGAAAUGGAUGGCCUAGAGCUGGCAAAAGCUCCAUACCCCAAAGAAAUUCGGUUUUUUGUAUGCUCCUUCUUGGCCGAAAAUUUUCACUUUUCACUAGGGUUUCUCCCUCCACCUUCAAGCUCGGAUCUUGACUCUUGGAUUGGGGAUUUCAAGCCUCUUGAUUUGGAUUUGCAAUGUCUCCGCGUCGAUCUCGUCCCCGGAGGAGCCGUUCUCGUUCACAGCAUAGUGAGGAGGAGGUCCCCACGACAUCCUCUCCCGCGGCUUCAUUUUUCGGGGUGGAAUUUCCCGCGGGUAGCCUUCCUCCUCACGCCAACACCGGAUGUAGUCGGGAGGUUUUCUCUUCCGCUACUCUUAGGCAGGCUGUUGGCCCACUUCCUCGGUUCGACGGGGAUCGUCCAAAUGACUCUUGCCGUUCGAUACAGGAAGGAGGGCGCCAUUGCUUGCGCCAACUUAUCACAGAUGCCUCCUUCACCCCUGAUUCUACUUCCACUCAGGUUCUAAAGAAGCCGGGUUUUCUAUUUGGAGAUCAUGUCAGGGAUCCUGCCACGCUGACUCUUUGUGAGGAGCAUUGGUUAACUCUUGACGGUGGAGCCUGUUUGUACAUCCCUUCGAUUCCACGCCACUAUUCUUUCAGUCAUUUGAAGGGGCAAGCCGUGGACCGGCAGAUGUCUUGGCAUCUUACUGAAGAUGCUGAUCGGGUUCAAUGCGGAUAUGCUACUAACCAUAAGACUCCUGGCUCUGAGGGGUAUCAUGACGUGCGUGGUCUACGACCCGGGAUCAUGGGUCUUGAUACUGCACCCCCAGGCGAGGUGUCAGCUGCUGCUCCGACUGUGAGCAACCGUCUGGCUCUUCUUGGGAGACAGUUACCCCCAUCGGAGUACAGAUGUUAUGGCUGGGCUUCCUCCCUAGCCAAAGGGUGGUGGGCGCGCAUGACUGGUUUCGUCUUGGCGCGCUGGG